Brenthis ino (lesser marbled fritillary) is the source of this 771-nucleotide messenger RNA. The record is from the annotation of a GenBank genome assembly. NCBI's taxonomy places the organism in Eukaryota, Metazoa, Arthropoda, Insecta, Lepidoptera, Nymphalidae.
AUGACAACUUCUACUAAAUUAGAAAAGGCUUUGGAAGAUCUAGAAAAAAAUCCUUACUACGACAAAUAUGCUGAGAGAAUUGCUGCCUUACAAAAAACUUCACCAGAAGAGUUCCUUAAAAGAGUACAAGAUCAACAAAAAAACAAGGAAAAAGAAAUGAAAAAGAAAUUUGCACCAGUUGAUACUAGGCAAUUUUCAUCAGCCCUGAACCCUAAACAAACACUUGGGGAAAAUAUGUCUGCAGAAGAUAAAAAAUUAAAUGACAUAUUUAAAUUGGAACUUGUAGCUGAUAAAGAUGCAGAUGAAAUUCAAGUUAUUUGGGAAGAAUAUUAUAAAAACAAAGAAGUUAUAUCUGCAACAAUACCCAAAGAUCUCUAUAACAUUAUCCAACACAAUAUGAAAAAAUAUCCUACUUUCUUGUUUCCACUACCAAGAUCAGAGGGAUAUGAAUUUAUCAUGUGUCAAAGUUUUGGGAACGCAGUUCAUUUUACACCUUUACUAGCUUUUCAGGUUCAUAAAGAAAAUGCACCAGAAUGUUUAACCAUGGUUCAUUAUACAGAACUAGCAGAAAAGGGGAUAGUUUUAAUGCGAGGAGAUUAUGAUAAGAAUGUUUUAAAUGGUAAAGAAGCACAGUGUUUGGCAAAUCAAUUUCAAAUGUUCUACAAUGGCAAAGAUCAAAAUAAAUUGCAGAUACUGGAAACAUUUACUAAAAGUCCAGAUUCAUUUAAACAUACAGACUUAAUAACAGAAUUAGAAAAUAUUGAAGUAGUU